This is a messenger RNA of Trichomycterus rosablanca, 685 nucleotides long. It is a transcript of the gene tac3a, whose product is annotated as tachykinin precursor 3a. Bases 142 to 519 code for a protein of 125 amino acids. Gene Ontology annotation, biological process: tachykinin receptor signaling pathway; positive regulation of blood pressure. The transcript has 7 exons. NCBI's taxonomy places the organism in Eukaryota, Metazoa, Chordata, Actinopteri, Siluriformes, Trichomycteridae. The record is from RefSeq and is a predicted model, not a curated record.
GUGGCAUUUAUCUUCUCUGACAACUGAUCCAGGCAGACAAGAAGAGUCUUACAUCUUUACCAGAGCAGAAAAGUGAACCAGCCUGUUGCGCGCAUCACCUGUGAACUGCAAAAGCGCGCCAGCCGCUCAGACUGUGUGAAGAUGUACAGAAGUUUGCUUUUGGUGCUCCUCAUUCUUCUGGUGGAGAAUCGACUCAGUCAGUCGAGCUGUGCAGAUGAAGAGGCACAAAGAUCUGCCUCAGAUGAGAGUUCAAGUUUUCGACUUGCUGCACGCAACUUGCUCAAGAGGUAUCACGAUAUAGACUAUGACAGUUUUGUUGGCUUGAUGGGACGAAGAAGCGCAGAUCCUGCUGAUAAUAUACAGCCCCAGCGUAAAAGAGAAAUGCAUGACAUCUUUGUGGGACUCAUGGGUCGGCGGAACAGUGAAGAUGACACUGAGCGUCCAUGGAGGAAAGAGUACCCAGAGCAACGAGGUCUGUUCUUUAACAAGUGCAGACUGAGGUAUCGCCGUGGGUUAUAGGACCUUCCAGUUCAUUCCAAGAAAGUACUAAGCAGUUAUUUCAUUUUGUUUAAUUUAAGUUGAUUUAUGUUGAAUAAACACUAUAAAUGCUAUAGACUGUAUAUAACAGAAAACCUAAAUCUACAUCUUCAUUUGAGCAUUUUAUGUCACUAUCUUUCUAAUGUAA